UCCCGAAUAAUGCAGUGGGGCAAUCAUUGGUACAAAGGGUUCCCAUAUUCGCAACAUCAUCAGAUUCAGCAAUGCUUCGGUCAAAAUCGCUCCUCUGGAGCAGGACAAGCAAGGCGAGAACCAGAACCCUCAGCAGGAACGCAAGGUCACCAUCGUUGGAAGCCCUGAGGCUCAAUGGAAGGCGCAGUAUCUCAUUUUCGAGAAGAUGAGGGAAGAAGGUUUUAUGUCUGGCUCUGAUGAUGUACGGCUAACCGUGGAGAUCGUGGUGGCAUCGUCUCAAGUGGGCCGCAUUAUCGGCAAGGGCGGGCAAAACGUGCGCGAACUGCAGCGCGUGACCGGCUCGUUGAUCAAACUGCCCGAACAAUCGCAACAGCAGCAGGGCUCGCAGCAACAGGACCACGACACUACAGUCCACAUCGUCGGUCCCUUCUAUAGUGUUCAGUCAGCCCAACGCCGGAUCCGUGCGAUGGUGGCGCAGGCGAGCGCGCCGGGCCGCCGCCGCGCAGCCGCCGCCAGCGCAGCAGUAAACACUUCAGUCACCUCUGCAAUUCCCCCGCGCGCCCUCACUACCGUCUCACCCCUGACUCCAGCAGUUCCCGCCAGCAUCGGCCGGCCACUGAUCUUGUGAUCCGUCAUUACAACUGAAGAUUGCUAUUCGACUAACUCCUACAGCUGAGGCCACCCUAGACCACAACGGACACUUUGAUCCUUAGGCAGUAUCUCGAAUAACUGUGCAGGCAGGCUGUUAUGUUGGCAACACGUGUCCAGAUAUUGUUGUUGACAUAAAUAUAUUAAUCUAGUGAAUUUGUAAUUAAAUAAUAUUGAUAAAUCCAUAUUUUAUCCCGGUAAUUAUCUAUGUUGAUGAUUAAUAAUUGAAUAUAUAUUAUUAUAUAUAAUAUUAUUCAUAUACACUAUUUUUUAACGAUAGUAAUUGUUAUAUUGUUUUCAUACAGUUUCUCGGCUGCAUUAUAAGAGUUGACAUAUAGAUGCAAUAGUUAAUGAUUAUGUUCUCUAUACAUAAUAUACAAUAUACACAGGUUAAUAGCGAUAUCUAUAGUACCACACCUUCUUAUACAACUGAGAGCAUAUUUUGUUUUGUUAUUAUGUAAUAGAUUAAUCUGUUGAAGUCACUACACUAUAAUGUUAAAUAUUAUUUGAAGGGUGUGUGGGAUGUAAACCAACUUGGAAACGGAAAUUGUACACAACAUCGCUUUAAUGAGGAGGCUCAAUGGACUAACGUAUGCUUUUCACAUUAUAUUUUAGGAAUGUUUCUUGUAUCGGAUUAUUGGAAUUUCUGCAUGCUGCGUCGUAAAUCAGUGAAAUGAAUCGACGUGUGCCUUGGGUGUUUAGUAACAAAUCCAAAGUGAAAGCCGAUCGCAUGUCGAAUCGGCGAGAUUUUGUGACGAGCCUUGACUUGACUAGCGGCCGCCAGCUCUUGCGCCCCGCGGCCGCCUCCACAUCGAUAUUGGAGAUGAGAUCCACCGACGAUGGAUAUAAAUAUUUUUGAUAUGGUAGUAAUUGUUGGAGACUAAGGUAACCUUAUGAAUUUUAAUUUGUAAGUGGCAUUUGUUGAUCGUUUUCUUUGUAAUUUUGUCUUUGUUAGCUUUAUAGUGUUUUCUUGUAUUGACAAUCUAAAUGAAGAUUUUGAAAAUUAGGAUGAUACCUUAGCGAUUAAUGGUGCGAGUGUAAGCGUCGUAUUGUUUGGUUCUGUCGUGAUGUUUUAUUGAUUAUUAUUAUCAAAUGUACGAUUUGCGUUAUAAUUGUGCCAAGUGAGAUAUUUAAAUGAGAGUUUUAAGAUUAAGUGAAUAAUAUCAAAAUUAAUGAAAGCUUAGAUAUUUAUAUUUAUAAUUGUGAUAAAUAAUAUAUGGAAGUUUUGGCAAAAAUGUUACUAAGAAUGUUUGAACAUUCUUAUUUCCAUUUCCUCAACUUUAGGUUAGAUUGUAAUAAAAUUGUAAAUGGUUCGCGUGUAGGCGAGCAGGCAUGGCAGCAGGAACACGGUAGGGGGCCCGGGGCACGAAGCAGGACGCCCGCUGCCCACGCCACUGUCCGCUCCCCGCUCCCCACCCCAGCCGGGCGCCGCUCGCCGCUCGCCCGCACGACCCGGUACUUCGAUAUGAUGUCACUACUUGUUACAUCUAUUCCGUGUCCCAAGUGCAUCAAAAUAAUUCUCAUUUCAUUCAAUAACAAGGCCUUCACUUUUGUUAGAGUGCUGAGCGUAUAGAGGGGGUACAUGGGUACACUUAUUAAAUUUUAUUAUAAUAUUGACUUAGGUUCGAUUAUUAUUCACUGAUUUCCUGUAUAACGCGCAAGCAAUGUUUUACAUAAGUUACACAAAUAUCUGGGAAUAAAUAAAGCGAAUAGUUUGCCAUCGUUUCUAUUGCUUCCACAUAUUAUUGACAAUAAAUCUCACAUUUGGCAUUAUUCCUAACAAAUGAAAUUAUUAAAAAAUGUAUUAUUGUAUAUUGUAAUUUAUCGAUAAAUAAUAUUUUACAUUGAAAUAAAGUAUUAAAUGUUAUAUUGUAGCACAUGUACUGUUACCGAACCAAGUGUCUCACUGUUAGUUCCUGGAUUGUCAGAUUUCUAUCAAGCAUUUAUUGAUAUAGUUGCAAUAGUUAUAAAUAAUAAUAAUAAUAUUAGUCACUAUUCACUAAAAUAGCACAAGAUCCCACUUGGUUUAUAUAAACAGUAUGUGUGAAAUAUCUCUUACAUGUACUACUAAGUUUGGUAUUAUAUUUUGUAAAAUAUGCAAACCUACAAUGUUUAGUUUUACAAAAACGCAUCGUUAACCUAAUAUUACCACGACAGUGUAGCAGACCUAUAAAUAUGCCAAUGCAAUAAUUUUUUUUUCACUAGUUCAGUUGUGUUUAAUGAUUAAUUACGAAUUUAAUAUUGUCUUUGUGCAUUUUUCGAUGUAUUGGCAUAUUUUGCUUCUCACAGAAAUGUUAGGAUUAUUGCAAGUUUAUGCUAUUUCACUGUUUUUCAACAAAAUGUAACGAAAGUACAUUAUUUACAUGUUUAGUGUCGCACUUCAUACUAAUGUAUAACAUCAAAACGAGAAUAUUUGGGUAUCUCCAACGAAUCGAUUUCGCACUCCAAAAAUACUACACUAGAGAUUUGUUCGAACUUUGCCCACACGAUAUCCCGGUAAACGUGUUGUAAUAUUUGGCGAGGUAUAUUUGAUUGCGUAUUUGUGUUGGAGAAUCACUCGAUAUACGCUACGAAAGAUUAUAUUAAAAUAAACGGCCAUCAGCUUACAAAUUAAUUAAUUACAUCGUUAUGGGUAAUAUUGAGAACCUAACGUUAACCUAUAACAUAUCAGGGAAAACAAACGUCCACGAAAUGUUAAGCGCGGCGAAGUCAUGCUCAAUGACUGAAUAAUAUACAUCAUACAUCUUUGAAUUCAGACUGAAUUAUAAGCCUGUGCGCUGAUUUAAUAUAUGAAGCAUUUAUUGUGUAGGUAAACUUACUCCGACAUUUUACAGUCUUAAAAAUUACAAAACUGACAUCCAAGACUGAUACUAAAAUAACUCGGUUUUGCGACGACCCAUCUUUUGUCGUCGGACUAGUGAUGUGUGUCCAUGAUGUAACUGUCAGGAAGCCUAAUACCGUACCUAUUGCCUAUACGAAUAGAAACGGGUCGGGUAACCGCGAGCUGUUUGCUAACAAAUUGAAUUUGAUUGCUCUUUGCUUGGGUCACUUAAAACUUAAAAGUUCUGAAACAGGGAGAAUUCAUUACCUUAAAUUUUUAAGUACCCUCAAGAGCAAACAUUAUUAAUUCCAAUUAUUUAGUUGUUUUAAGAUAUUAGUUUCCAAUUGCAUGUUCGGCAUAUAAACAUUCCAAACUUAAUAACACCACAUGCUGAUUGAUUGAUUGUACUUUAAACCUUUACAGCAAAUACGGGAAUCUAAUAUCUUAAAAUAGUUGCAAUUAUUACUGUACUUAUCAUAUUAUUAUGGUAAAGUCUGGUAUUACAAUUUUAUUGAAUGCUAUAGUUAUUCAAUGUUUUUCAGCGAAUUUGUUACCUUUGGUAACUUAUCCCUUUAUUGGGAUUCUUAUAUACUUUUGCUUAUAUUUUAUUGUAUUGGAUUAAUAAUUAAUUGUUCAGCAUAAAAGUGUAAUUCGUUUUUUUUUUUCCUGAAGUUAGAUGAGUACCUGUCAUUGGCCAGGUACAAUAAUAAAAAUAAUAAAUUAACUAGUCCUGCAAACAUAAAAUUUGUUCAAUUCGCUUAUGUAAUAAGUUGUAUCCACAACAAUUUUAAAGAUAUAAAACUUUAAUUUUCAUGUAUAAUGAGAAUGUGGCGAUGUUAUUUUUAACUUUUAAAAUCAGGUUUAAAAAAAACGAAUUGUGUAAUGUUGGUGUACUAUUAUAAUAAAUUACUAAUAAAAAGAAAUUGGCUUUGUGUUAAGAUCGUUUGACGUAGAACAUUGAUCAGACGAGAGUAUGUUGAUCUGACACGAACAGCCAGAUUCCGCUUGCAUCGGCUAUCAAUGGAAUAAAUAAUUGGUUACUUUCACUACAACAGAAUGUACAUAUAGGCGCGUUGUUUAUUCCUUCCAAACGUGAGCAGGAGAGGGUACAUUAUGAUUUGUAAUGUUAGGAUGCAGAUGAUAGUUUUAGUUGAUUAAUUGUAUCGUUGUGAAGUAGUUUAAGUUGAGAGUAGGCGCAGGCGGCGCGUGGCCACGAGACUGAAUUACACCCCUGCCGUCGCGCCGUCGCGCCCAUUACUUACAUGUCAUUCAUAAGUUCAUUCUUGUUUGAAGAUGGUUCUACUGUUAUUUACAUUACAUUUUUAAUAUUACUUUCUCAUGUGUGUAACAACUAUUUUGUGUAUACGUGUGAACGGCUGAUAUAUUAUCUAUUUUAUUAAAUGCAUGAUUGUAUUUCGAAGAAUUGCAUCUUAUAAAUGAAAUGAAAUUUUUGAGGAAUGAUUAUAAUUGUAUUCGUCUACAAUUUUAUGUUAAUGAGAGUCGAGCACGCAUCGCCUAGUAAUUUUAUUUGGUUUAUUUCAAUUACUUGUUAACUUUGUGUUUAGUGGGGAAACGUAGCACUCAACUCUGUUGUAUUGAAGUUUCAUCGAGUCUAUAACUAAGUGUUUAUGUAUGUGUAUGUAUUUAUGUAUCUUACUGGAAUAUAACAGUGUGUCGGUGGAGUUGCGCGCGGACGGGCUUACCGAGCGGCUCGCCGGGUCGCGACCGCUUGUCAGAGGAGCCGCGUCCCGUCGCGUCACGUCCCAUUGUGUACUAGUACGUUGUAGUAUCACGCGGACCACUGAUACCUGUUAUUUUUUAGAAUUUGAGAAGCUGUUAUUGUUGCUUCUCAUGGGUGUAUUCAGGUUCCGAUACACAGUAUAAUAGAGUAUUGUUUUAUUUUCCAAUAACUGUUCAUACUGGCAUUAAGGCAUAUUCCAGCGAAAUUUUCUUUGAAUUUUUACUGUUACUUUUAGAACCAUUUUAUAAUUGGUAUAAGUUCUGAAACUAAUAACUACCUCAAUAUUACUAAAUGAAUAUGAUAAUUAUCUUUGUGCAUGUUUUUGGGAACUGAAUUUUAAAACGCAAAUUCAAUAUAGUAUAAGAAUGCUAUUUUAAACAUAGUAACAAAAAUUUGUGAAAAUUAGGUUUCUUAACGUAAUAAAAGUAAUGGAAAUUA
Messenger RNA from Manduca sexta (tobacco hornworm), 5648 nucleotides. RefSeq names its product insulin-like growth factor 2 mRNA-binding protein 2. NCBI's taxonomy places the organism in Eukaryota, Metazoa, Arthropoda, Insecta, Lepidoptera, Sphingidae. The coding region runs from base 206 to 628 and encodes 140 amino acids. The transcript has 3 exons. Gene Ontology annotation, cellular component: cytoplasm; cytosol; nucleus. The record is from RefSeq and is a predicted model, not a curated record. Gene Ontology annotation, molecular function: mRNA 3'-UTR binding. Gene Ontology annotation, biological process: nervous system development; regulation of gene expression.